Molecule: messenger RNA, 1671 nt
Organism: Monoraphidium neglectum
Lineage: Eukaryota; Viridiplantae; Chlorophyta; Chlorophyceae; Sphaeropleales; Selenastraceae
Product: formamidopyrimidine-DNA glycosylase
Exons: 13
Coding region: 1-1671 (556 amino acids)
Biological process (GO): base-excision repair
Cellular component (GO): nucleus
Molecular function (GO): DNA-(apurinic or apyrimidinic site) endonuclease activity; damaged DNA binding; DNA N-glycosylase activity
Source: RefSeq, a predicted model, not a curated record
AUGCCUGAGCUUCCGGAGGUGGAGGACGCUCGCCUGGAUCUGCAGGAGCACCUGCAGGGCAAGCGGAUCAUAACAUGCGUCGCCGCCGACGAUGCGAAGGUGCUGGAGGGCUGCACCCAUGAGGAAAUGAAAGCGGCUUUAGAAGGACGAACUGUGGAGCAGGUCGGGCGCAAGGGCAAGAACCUGUGGGUCCAGCUGUCAGGGCCGGGCCCGGCGCUGCUGAUACACCUGGGGAUGGAUGGAGAGCUGCUGGUCAAGGGUCCUGAUGGGUCCAUGCUGCGCGACUUCAAGGGGCGUGAGCCUGGGGCGCGCUACGGCAGCCGGCAGCCGCGGGCGGCUGCGACGCGCCUGCUGGAGCUCAAGUUUGAGGAUGGCAGCGGGCUCGCCUUUGAUGAGUGGCGCAGGGCACCUGAUGACUCAUGCGAGGUGCCUUAUGGCGACGCCUCGAUCCUGGAAGCACAGCCUCCCACCACGCGCCUCCUAGUCCAAUCCGGGCUGCCCGGGUCCCCAUCUGACGCCCCGGCCAAUUCGUUUGGGCGGCUGCGGCUGGUCCAGGGCGACCCCGCCAAGUGUGACGCCUUUGCCAAGCUGGGGUUUGACCCGUUGACCGAGAUGCCGUCUCUUGAGGACUUCGAGGCGCGCCUCAUGAAGCGCAAGCGCUCGGCGCUCAAGGCAGUGCUGCUCGACCAGGCGUUCGCGGCGGGCGUGGGCAACUGGGUGGCCGAUGAGAUACUGUACUGCGCGCGGCUGCACCCCGAGCAGCCGGUGGCGGAUCUGGGCCGGGAGCACGUUGCUGCGCUGCACGAGGCCGUGCGCAGCGUGGUCGCGACGGCGGUUGCCGUGCGCGCGGACGCGGCGCGGUACCCGCCGGGCUGGAUAUUCCACAGCAGGUGGACCAGCAGGAAGGAUGGAGUCGUGGAUGGACGCAUCAUGAAGACAGCCGGUGGCCGCACCAGCGCGUACGUUCCAGAGCUCCAAAAGCUGGUGGGAGGCGCCGGGAAGGGCGGCACCGGCGAGGCCGAGGGCGACGGCGGCGGCAAGAAGCCGGCGUCGGCGGGCAAGAAGGCGGCGGCGCCGCGCGGCGGGCGGGGCAAGGCGGCGGCAGGGCGGGGGACCGGGAAGCGGAGGCGCAAGGCGGACACCGAAUCCGAGGAGGAGAGUGCAGAGAGCGAAGAGGAGAGCGAAGAUGAGAGCGAGGAAAAGAGUGAGGAGGAGAGCGAGGAGAGCGAGGAGAGCGAGGAGGAGGCUGCUGCGCCGCCGCCGCGGCAGCAGCAGCAGCAGCGACGGCGGCAGGUGCAGGAGCAGGAGAGGGAGCAGGAUGGGGGCGCCGGCUCGCCGACAGAGUCGGUGAGCUCUGCGGAGGGCCCCCUGUCGGGUGCGGCCAAGAGCAAGGGCCGCGGCCGCGCAAGGGGCCCCGCUGCGGCAGCAGGCCGCGGCAGGGGCCGUGGCAGAGCGGCGGCGGCAGCAGCGGCGGCGACGACGGAGGCGGCGACGCGGGGGGGCGCUGGGGGCGGGAAAGCUGGCGGAGGCGGGCGCAAGAGGAAGGGCGGCGAGGGUGCGGCAGACGGCGAUCAGGCAGACGGCGGCGACACCAAGGCGGAGCCUGCCGCUCGCGGCGGCAGGCGCGGCCGCGCGGCUGGGAGCGGCGGCGCCAAGCGGGGAAAGGCAUGA